This is a messenger RNA of Scophthalmus maximus (turbot), 14271 nucleotides long. It is a transcript of the gene vps13d, whose product is annotated as vacuolar protein sorting 13 homolog D. Gene Ontology annotation, biological process: mitochondrion organization; protein targeting to vacuole; protein retention in Golgi apparatus. The record is from RefSeq and is a predicted model, not a curated record. The transcript is spliced from 69 exons. Gene Ontology annotation, molecular function: protein binding. Gene Ontology annotation, cellular component: extrinsic component of membrane. Lineage: Eukaryota; Metazoa; Chordata; Actinopteri; Pleuronectiformes; Scophthalmidae. The coding region runs from base 578 to 13615 and encodes 4345 amino acids.
UUUGUCACGUGACGGGAAGUAUGUGUUAGAAGUUCAAAGCUCCCAGUAAGUGUGUGUAUUUACGAUGCAGCGACACACGACUCCCAAGUGUCGAUAGACCACGACCAUUCCUCCACCCUGGAGGACGAACUGCCGGUGAACCGGGUCGUGGUGUACUUUGAACCUGAUACGUCCGACUUCCUGCUUUGGGCUAAGAACCCUCACCCUUGACAUGCUAGUUGUGGCUAAGUGACGAGCUAACUGGGAUCGUCGCUCGUCGUGUGCGCUCUGCUGACGCUGGAGCUUCCCGACAGGCUCUUUGUCGUCGUCACGUCGUCCUCGUCCAGCUGAUGUGUGUUGGUCUAAGCCUGUUCGUCCCCGGCGGGCGGAGCAUGUCAUGCUAACUGUCCCAAGAGGUCCUGACCGGACGUGACAGUGGCGACAAGUUGGCGGCGACAUGGUCUGAACUCAACUAGGUCGACAAGUUGACGGGGAGCGUCAGCUGUGUUCUGUGUGUGGACACAUCGUACACCUCCGGGCUACAACCAAGACCAUCAUCUUCAUCGUCCUCCUCCUCCUCCUUGGAGCAGCUGUCAGGAUGUUGGAGGGCCUUGUUGCCUGGGUGCUCAACACAUACCUGGGCAAAUAUGUGAGCAACCUGAACACAGAUCAGCUCUCCAUCGCCCUUCUGAAGGGUGCCGUGGAGCUGGAGAACCUCCCUCUCAGGAAAGAUGCCCUCCGAGAGUUUGAUCUGCCAUUUGAAGUCAAAGCAGGCUUCAUUGGAAAGAUCACUCUGCAGAUCCCUUUCUACCGGCCUCACAGUGACCCAUGGGUCAUCUCCAUGUCCCAACUCAACCUGAUCAUUGGUCCCGCCCAGCUGCAGGAGUAUGAUGCUGAGAGGGAGCGAGAGGAGGAGAGGGAGCGCAAAAAACGUCUGCUCAGGGCUCUGGAAGACAAAUUCAAGAGUGAGUGUGAACAGAGAGGGGAGUCUUACUGGUACUCUGCCACUGCCUCGGUGGUCACCAGGAUUGUGGAAAACAUAGAGCUGAAUAUCCAAGAUGUGCAUCUCCGAUUUGAGGAUGAUUUCUCCAACCCAGAGAAACCCUUUUCCUUUGGUGUUUGCAUCAAAAAUGUUUCUGCUCAGAACCCCUCGAAAGAGCCGGUUCAGAAGCUUGUCCGACAAAAGCAGCUGGAGAUCGAAGACUUCUGCGUCUACUGGGACACCGAGUGUGAAAUGCUGGGAAAAGUGCCUGCAAACCAGAUCCAGGAGGUGAUGACCCGGUGCAUGCAGAGCCGUGAGCAUCAGUACAUCUUCGAGCCGGUGCGUUCCUCCGUGCUGCUCAGAAGAAACACCUCGAAGGAGCCGCUGAGGUCUCGACACACUCCUCGGAUUGAAGGCCAGGUUCAGCUGGAGCCCAUGUCCCUUCGCCUGUCACAGGUGCAGUAUCAGCAGAUCAUGGCCUUCCUCAAAGAGCUGGACCGCAGAGAGAGAGAGAUGCUUUAUCGAAGGUGGAGACCCAAAGUCCCCAUUUCAGGGAACUGCCGGCAGUGGUGGACAUUUGCCAUCCAGGCCAAUCUGUGUGACAUCAGGGAGCAGCGGCGGCAAGGCAGCUGGGACUUUGCCUUGCAGCGAGCGCGAGACGCCCAGACCUACACCAGCCUCUACUUCAGAAGGCUCAAAGCCGUCCCUCUGAGUCCACAGGAAGAGAGUGAGCUGGAGCGAGUGGAAGAGGAGCAGACUGUAGACGAACUGCAGAGUCUACGAGAAAUCGUCCAUGACUGGUUUCGAAAGCAGGAAGAGAUUGCAGAGAAUGUGCGAGAGCCCAGCAGCGAGCCCCAACCCUGUUCACCAACCACAUACAUCCCUAAGAGUGGGAGCUCAGGGAUGAUUCAGUACCUGCAGUCGUGGUUCCCGGGCUGGGGAGGCUGGUACGGAGAUUCCCAAGACCCUGACAGGCCUGAAGAGCUCCUGCCGAGUCCAUCUUCCUGGGACAUUCUUGCGGAGACAGAAGACUUGUUCGAUCCGUUAGAGGACUCUCACACACUGAACACCUUCACCAGGCGAGACCACCUGUUUGCCCGGCUGGAGUUCUUACUGGAGAAGGGCGGAGUCACGCUCUUCCACCAGGACAGGAGGGGGGGCACGCUGAAAGAGAGUGGCGUCAUCCAGUUGGAAUUCUCAGGCGUGAAGGUGAUCUUGGAGUCUCUCCCCCGCUCCGAGUCCUCCCUUCUGUCUGUGAAGCUGGGGGGUUUGUUUCUGAGAGACUUGACCACUCAAGACACCAUCUUCCCUGUUCUGGUGUCUCCCAAAACUGUAAGCAGAACAGACAAAGUUGUUGUUACCAUUAAUCAGCCAUCUGGACAGUCCAGCAGUACCUCUGAAUGCAGUGCAGCGUGCUUAUCAUCACCGGUGUUUGAGAUGAUUUAUGAGCAUAACCCUGCGAGGUGUAUGUUUGAGAGAAGAUUGGAAGUGAACACUAGUCCAUUGAACAUCAUCUACAACCCACAAGCAAUCAAAAAAGUUACAGAGUUCUUCUAUAAAGGAAAAGUUCACACCUCAGGUUUUGGCUAUCAGUCCGAGCUGGAGGUUCGAGUGGCAGAGGCUGCAAGGAGACAGUACAACAAGCUGAAGAUGCAGACAAAGGCAGAAAUCCGACAAACCAUUGACCAACUACUUGUGGGAGAGUUUAUUGAAAACAGUAAGCGCUGGACUAUGAAAUUGGACAUCUGUGCACCCCAGGUGAUUUUUCCAGAUGACUUCCAGUCAGGAGACCCGAUGUUAGUUGUUGUUGAUUUAGGGAGGAUUCUACUCACAAACUCUCAAGAUGACAACAAGGCCAACUCUAAAGCUACUCAGCCUGAAAAGGAAGUCAUGAGUGAUGAUGAGUACCAGACGCCCCUUGCCACACCACCAGAGUCUCCACCACCUGAACUAGACAUGCCUGUGAAAGCACAACUUACAAGUCCUGACCUUCCCAGCUUUGGAUCUCCUGAGAGUAUACAGGCCUACAGCAAAAAGCUUUAUGAAAAAUACUCUUUGUCCUUUAAGGACCUGCAGAUAAUGGUUGGUCGCUAUAAGGACAGCUGGAAACAUCUUCAAGAAAGUGAGGUAGGCCCCACUCAUGUGGUGGAGAAGUUCAAUGUGCUGCUACAGCUUGAGCAGCGACUACGUUAUACGUCAGACCCCCAGCUUCCUGGUGCUGUGCUGUCAGGAACCCUGCCAGACCUCAAAGUCCAUAUCAACCUUGAGAAGAUGACUGCCCUUAGGAGCUGUUUAGCAAGGCUUAGCAGCCCAGCUGAAAACGAAAAGAACAAAAGUCAAGACAGAGGCCCGCAUAUAAGGUCCCCUGACCCUCUUACCCUCCGUCAUGACAAGAUAUUUCAGAGGGAGGACAGCUCCUGGAAGCUCCAGGGUUCAGCUAAGAACCUGACACAGAGUGUGAUGACUUUAGAGCAGCACACACGGGAAGUCCUGGUGGAAUCCCGUUUACUCUUAGCUGAAUUCAACAUUAACUACAUGCAGCUUGGGGUAGAAAGUGAUGGCCGCUACAUAUCUGUUCUUAAGGUAUUUGGCACAAAUGCUCAUUUUGUGAAGCGGCCUUAUGAUGCUGAAGUCUCUCUGACUGUCCACGGUCUUCUGCUUGUGGACACUUUACAGACUUAUGGCUCAGACUUUGACCUCCUUGUGGCUUCUCACAAGCAUCUCAGUUUUGACAUACCCACAGGCAGCCUCAGAGAGAGCCUACCUUCAUCCCCUAUGUCGUCCACCGAUGGUAGGUCUCCCGAACAUCAGUGCCACCAUACUGAGUCAUCCUGUGGCAUUCCUGUGGAUAGAAUCUCUGCUUUCAGUUCCCUUUUCAAGGAACAAGAGGCUCUAAUUAAGCUUGAAUACCAGUUUGUGAGCUCAGACUGCCCCUCCAUGAACCUGGAUAGUUCCCUUCAGGUGACAAGCAUUCAAGUCAACAACCUGGACAUCAUUCUCAACCCUGAGACCAUGGUGGAGUUACUCAAGUUCCUCCAGAAGUCUUUCCCCAAAGAGGAAAGCACCUGGACACCAUCGGCACAACCACAUUCAGCACAAUCCUACAGUGAGGAAGAGGAGGUCACUUACCAGGCCACAUAUGACCAGAACAAAGAGCUGACUGUAGAGAUCCACCGCCUUAACCUGCUUCUUCUUCGGACCGUGUCCACUGGCACUGUCCUGGUUGCUGAGAAGAGAGGGCUUAAGAUUGCUACUGCCAGCAUCACUGGCACCAAGGUCAAUGUGUCCAUGGGCAGUCGGUUGGACAUCAAUGGUUCACUCGGGUCAAUGCAGUUGGUGGACUUGUCCCAGGAAGGAGGCCGAAGCCAGUUUGUGGUCAGCAUUGGCAGUGUUGAGGACAGCUCCCCAACUCUUGGCGGACUAACAUGCCUUGCUGAUACAGGAGGUUCUCCCUCAGAAGCCUUAUAUUUUCACCUCAUGGAGAAAAGCCAAGGGGAGUGUUCUUUGCAACUUCAGAUGGCAUCGCUGCACUAUAACCACUCUGCUAAGUUCUUGAAGGAGCUAAGUCUAUCUGCUAACGAGGUAGAAGACAAUUUUCGCUCCAUGUUGAAAAGUGCUGCCACCAAAGUGUCAACAGUUCUAGCCACCAAGACAGCAGAGUACAGCGGUAUGGUUUCGCUCUUUGAGACUCCCUCACGGAGAAGUCGAAGUCAGAGUCAGAGCUGGGCGUAUCCAUUUGAGGAUGAGGAAGAUGUUCCUGUGGAAGAACAUGAAUCCACCAUAGACACUUUCUUGGUGAAGCUCAACCUUAAUGUCAGCAUUGAAUCACCAGUCGUGUCCAUUCCCCGUAAACCUGGACAUCCUGAGCUAUUGGUUGGUCAUCUGGGAAGCAUAACAAUCCAAAAUUUUGUUACGGGGCAAGAAUCUGAAGGAGAGAGGUUGCAGGUUUUUGUCAAGGAUAUUCGUCUGUAUUCACUCAACAUGAGUCAUUUGGUUCUGAAGAGGCCAUCUAGAAGGGAUAGUGCUAGCACCAUGUCACCAUCCUGCAAUGGGAGCAUCAGUGAGGGUGAACCACAGUUCACACGUCAUGACUUCUUUGAGUACCUCAGCCGGGGAAAAGCCUUCCACAUAUUGAAAGACACCACCAUACAGUUCACCCUGGAGAAAGUUCCAUUUGACGAAGACACCCAGUUUACCUUCCUCACCACAGAGGACCCCUGCAGGAGCACAGGUUUACUGAGAAUUGAGGGCAAAUUCGUCAACCCUGUUCAGGUGUUCCUGUGCAAGUCUGUGUAUGAACAAGUCCUUCAGACACUAGACAGUUUGUCCCUGAUUGAAGAGCAACGUGUCACACCCAGUCAACCGCCCACACCACCACCACCUACUCCUUCCUCCACCAGACCUCACCGCUUCCCUGACCCCCAGGGUGGACUGUUUGCAAGGGACCCUCCCCAUACCAGUUUUUUGUCCCUUUCUUCUCCAUUGCCUCUACAGUCUCACAAACCUGCUUGCUCUUCUUCAUUCACUCAGCUAAAAGUCACCUUAAACGUGGCAGAGUUGCAGGUGCAACUCAGUGCUGAUCUGACCCAGGGUUCCCAGGGCUUAGUCAGUCUGCGCUUUCAAGAUUUGGAAGGAGAUUUUACCAAAGACCACCCUCACUUACUGACAGUCCAACUGGCUCUGCGGUCGCUGCUAAUGGAAGACCUCCUAGAACAAAACCCUGAAUCAAAGUACAAACAUUUGAUGGUGUCUCGUGGCGCACCCAAGCCCUCCACCUUCAGUCGAAAGGAGUACCUUUCUCAAAGUUGUCCAUCAGCAUCCAAUGCUCUGUACCCAGACAUGCCUCGUUCACUGCCCGCCCACAUGGAGGAGGCCAAGAACGUCUUCCAGCUCUACCAAAGGCAUCCCAACACCCCUUCAGCAAACAGUCGCAAAUCCAAGAGGGAUCCAGACUGUCCAAGCACUCCACCUCCCUCUCCCACCCACCAUGUACACUCCCCUCAGCCACCCCCAAACUUUGAUGACUCAUUAGUUCAUAUCAAUGUGCUGCUCGUAGACCAGAAUCACCCAGAGUUCAAAACCCGUUAUGGCAGUGUUGGGCGAAGUGUGGAUGUUGACUUCAACUGCCUGGACGUUUUGAUUACACUGCAGACCUGGGUGGUUAUCCUGGACUUCUUUGGAAUUGGCUCCACAGCCAAUAAUCAUGCAAUGAAGGUCUUCCCUAUGUCAACCCAACCUGCGCCAGGACACCCUCUGUACGACUCAGACAUCAGUGAGGAGGAGACAACAACAUUCAAUAGUAAAGUGGACCUCAAGGUCCAUUCUCUGUCUCUUGUAUUGAACAAGAAAUCCAAUGAGCUUGCCAGAGCUAGUGUGUCCAAAUUAUCUGCUCAUCUGGAAAUGUUAGAUGGCAACCUGGCAUUACAAGGCAGUUUAGGAAGUUUGUCCCUGAGUGACUUGACCCCACAUGGUGAUCUCUACCGAGAGCGCUUCACCACACGAGGAGGAGAGGCCCUUAUUUUCAACAUCCAGAAGUACGGCCAGCCUGAUCCCUACCUGGAGAGGGAUUGUGACAUCAAGGUGUCUUUGCAGAUGGCCUCAGUGCAGUAUGUCCACACACAGCGCUUCCAGGCUGAGGUGGUGGCUUUUAUUCAACACUUCACCCAGCUACAGGACGUCCUGGGCAGGCAGAGGGCUGCAAUGGAGGGCCAGGCUGUGUGUGAUCACCCUCAGCGAGCGUCCAGGGUUUUGCUGGAUAUCGAGGCGGGUGCCCCAGUUAUUCUCAUCCCAGAGAGCUCACGGUCAACAAGGGUCAUUGUAGCCAACCUGGGACAGCUUAGGGUGCAGAACUGCUUCCUGCCAGCCGGGGCUCACGGAACCUUUUCCCUCCGAGACAAGGAGCUUGUCCGGAGCGCAGCAGGACGCAGAAGUGAGCAGGAGAAACCCAGAACCUCCUCCACAGGCUUCACCCUUGGCAGGCCACAGGCCCCUGACAUCGGGGGGACCCUGGAAGAGAAUGGCCCUCACAGCUUCGAGAACCAUGUUUGCUUGUUGGACUGCAUCGCGCUGGACCUACAAGAAAUGGAUAUCUUUGCCGCAGAGCGUAUGGCCUGUGUUGGUAAACCUCCCGACACCUCAGACCUCAUCUUUCCUUCCUACUCUGUCCGUCGCACUGGAGAAAACCUGCUGAAAGACUGCUGCCGCCUUAAGCUGAAGUUGGAACGUAACCUGGACAAGGAGAUGAGCCAUGCAGUACCUGACAUGUCCAUCCACGGCAGCCUGUCAUCAGUCCACUGCUGUCUGGACCUGGAGCACUACCAACUGAUUCGGGGGCUGCUCGAGAACAACCUGGCAGAACCAGUUGAAGAAUUUUUGCGACCAUACAACCUGCAAGACCCAAGCACCUAUACGGUGUUAAGUGGAGAUGUCUACACUAACUUGUCCUUCCUGGUGGACAUGAUGGAUGUCAGUCUGGAGCUCUUGGACAGCCCUACCCCUGCUGAACACAAACGCUCAUUAGCGAGAUUCGACUUCAUGAAAUCCAAGCUGCUCUUUGAGAGUUUAUCCAAUGGAACCAAGUCUAUCAACUUGGUAUCUCACUCGCUGCUUGCAUUUGACACUCGGUCCACUGGGCUGAACAAAAGUACUGGUAGAGCUAAUGGAGUGAAACACAACGCCUUUGACUGCAUCCUUCAGCCCUCCAAAACAGGCACCAACAGGGCUUCACUACAGUUGGAACUCCAUUACAGGUCCACACGGGAUUCCUCUUGCUUCACAGUGGUCCUCAACAACCUGAGGGUCUUUCUCAUCUUUGACUGGCUCCAUCUGGUGCGAGACUUUCUUCGGAAGCCAGUGGAGAAGGUGCUGGGAGGUACUGAGGUUCGCCAUCGAUGGCCCAGUAACACCAGUACGGACUCGGGCACCGCCACUACUAGCACCACCGGGGCCGUCAUGCCAAAGACAGUCAAGAGUGGUGUGGUCACCAAGAGGUCCACAGUGCCAGUCAUCCAGGACCACUGUUUGGAGGUCAAGAUCAAUGUCACAGGCACAGAGUUUGUGGUCGUGGAGGACUCGUCCUGUCUGGAUACCAACGCGAUCAUUCUGAAAGGCACCACGGUCCUCACCUACAAACCCCGUCUGCUGGACCGACCCUUUUCUGGCAGCCUUGCAGGAAUCGAGGUGUUCUCGUGUCGGCUCGGCAGUGAGCAGGAGACGGCGUUGUCCAUUAUCGACCCCGUCAAUGUGCAGGUGGAGCUGUGUGGGAGUCCCACAUACCAGAGCAGCUCGGGUCUGCUGGACGCCUUCAAUGUGGAGGACAUCCCACCACUGCUGGAGAUUCAGUUUCCUGCUCUUGACAUCCGUCUGUCCUACAAGGACAUUCAGCUCUUCUUGGCCAUCGCCAGGUCCAUCCCAACGGCGAGUGCUCCACUGCCACCUGACUCUGAUCUGGUGUCAGAGACCAGCACUUCAGACACGUCCAGGCAACAGACGGAGGCACUCGCAGCAGAAGGCCAGCUGACCCGUCUACAGGACCUCGGCUUCAGGAAAGAGGACUGUAAGAGAGCUCUGAUCCAUUGUAAAGGCCAGCUGGAUCAAGCAGCCACGUGGCUCCUGGAGAAUGCUGAGAGCAUAGCCGGCCGUCCCAAGGUCCAAGGUGAACCUGGCUCCAGCAGCCACUCUGCUCCUCUGUCUGGGGUGGAGGUGAAGGCUGAGAGUGUCUGCAUCUGCUUCAUCGAUGACUGUCUGGACUGUGACAUACCCCUGGCUGAGUUCACCUUCUCAAGGCUUUAUGUGCUGCAGCGCAUCGGUUCCACGCAGGAAGGAAAUGCCAGCUUCACUUUGUCUGGAGACUACUACAACAGAGAGCUGUCAGGCUGGGAGCCCUUCAUCGAGCCCUGGCCCUGCUUCCUGUCUUGGCAGCAGCAGGCCGCUGGCCGUCUACACCCACCACGUCUCAAGAUGGGGGUUCGAGCCAAACAGAGACUGGACAUCAACAUCACCUCGGUGCUGUUGGAACAAUACAACACCACCAAGAGCUCCUGGAUCGCUGACUACUGUAGUGAGGAGGAACACAGCCCUAAGGCUCUGCCCCCCAUGCCCUGGAUGGGCUCAUCAGUCGACCCACCCAGCUUCGGACAGACAGACGUCAAACUGUCCAAGCGUAGGCAGCCAUUUGUGCCAUAUGCUCUGCGCAACCACACAGGAUGCACCAUGUGGUUCGCCACUCUGACCACAACCCCCACAAGAGUGGCGUUGUCACACAGCAGCAGCGCAGACUCCAUCUCAGACGUCCACGGUCCAGGAACUGAUGACACUCACAACGUCAGCCAAUGGAGGGAGGUGUUGCCUGGGGAGGAGAUUCCCUUUGAGUUUGAAGCCAGAGAGAAACUCCGCCACCGACACACUCAUGAGCUGAAGCUGCACCAGCUGCUGGUGAGGGUUUGUGGAUGGGAGCAAAUCAAACCAGUGUCUGUGGACAAAGUUGGUGUUUUUUUCCGUUACGCAGCCCCGGAUAGACACAGCUCUUCCAACACUGUUGGCAGUCCUAUUAGCAGGACCAACAUCAUCCACCCACAUGUUUACUUCUCAGCCCUGCCCCCAGUCAGAGUGGUGUUUUCCAUCACGAUGGAGGGCAGUGCCAGGAAGGUCAUCACUGUGCGCUCUGCCCUCAUGGUGAAGAACCGGCUGGAUGUUCCUAUGGAAGUCAGACUCGACAGUCCCUCCGCUCCUGACAAACCGGUGGUGCUGCCUCCCAUCCUGCCUGGUCAGGCCUUGGCAGUCCCCCUCCACCUGACGUCCUGGCGGCUGCAGGCUCGGCCCAAAGGCCUGGGCUUAUUCUUCUGUAAGGUUCCCAUCCACUGGACCAGCGUGGAGCGGCAAGGGGAGAUCAGCAGUAGUAAGAGGGAGUGUCAGUCAGCAGACUUCAAUGACAACCUCAAGCAUAACUUCAGGUUUUGUGUGGUCAUCAAAAAGGAGAGCUACCCAGACCAGCAGCCUGCCAAGAGAGUUUCUGGAAGUGCGAAGCAGAUCUACCGACAGCCAGGCCACACCGUCUACCUGCUGCCCACCAUGGUGCUGGCCAACCUGCUGCCGUGUGACCUCAACUUCUACAUCAAAGGAACAUCCAUCAAAGGCUCACUGAAGCCGGGAAAAGAGGCCAUCCUCCAUUCAGCCGACACCUCGCAGAACGUAGAGCUAGGAGUCCUGCUGGAGAACUUCCCCUUGUGCAAAGAGCUACUGAUUCCUCCUGGGACACAGAACUAUGUGGUACGCAUGCGGCUGUAUGACUCCAACAAACGUCUGCUUUGCCUCACCAUCCGCAUAAUACUGCGGGCACAAGGGGCACUGAAGAUCCUGAUCUCUGCCCCCUACUGGCUGGUCAACAAGACUGGUCUGCCAUUGAUUUUCCGUCAGGACAACGGUAAGGCCGAUGCAGCUGGUCAGUUUGAGGAGCAUGAGUUGGCCCGAAGCCUCAGCCCAUUGCUGUUCUGCUACACGGAUAAGGAACAGCCUGCUAUGUGUACUAUGCGGAUCGGGAAAGGAAUCCACCCAGAGGGAGUUCCAGGCUGGUGCCAGGGCUUCUCUCUGGACGGAGGGAGUGGAGUCAGGGCAGUGAAAGUGAUACAGCACGGGAACAGGCCUGGCCUCAUCUACAACAUAGGAAUCAGUGUGCAGAAAGGGAAAGGACGCUACAGGGACUCUCACAUAGUGACAUUUGCUCCACGCUACCUGCUGGACAACCGCUCCACACACAAACUGGCCUUCGCUCAGAGAGAGUUUGCGAGAGGAAAGGGUACGGCCAACCCAGAGGGUUACAUCUCCACCCUGCCUGGCUCCAACGUCGUCUUCCACUGGCCCCGCAACGAUUACGACCAGCUGCUGUGUGUGCGCCUCAUGGACACACCCAACUGCACCUGGUCCGGAGGCUUCGAGGUCAACAAACUCAAGUCCUUCCACGUCAACAUGAGGGACACACUGGGGAACUGUUUCUUCCUGCGGACAGAGAUCACUCUGAAGGGAGCCACCUACCAGAUCUCCUUCACCGACUCUGACCAGCUGCCUCCGCCCUUCCGCAUUGAAAACCUCUCUGAGGUGCCUAUCCAGUUCUGGCAGCAUGGUGUGGCUGAUAUCCGGCUGCACACUGAGGUGAAGGCAGGCGCCGAGCUGGACUAUGCCUGUGAUGAGCCCACCCUGCUCCCCUACCUCACACUGACUGUGAAGGGAGCUGGAUCCUCCGAGGUCACAGCUGACAUGAACUACUUCAGAGAAUACAAUAAACUCUACUAUGAGAACUUCAUCUACAUUGCAGCAACACACACGUUCACAAAGGUUGUUGAGAAAAGACCUGUUGGGAAUAAACGUCCGGUAAGCUGUGCUGAACUGGUUCUUGAUGUGGACACCAAGACUCAAAGAGUCAUCCUGAAAAAGAAGGAGCCAGGGAAGCGCUCCCAGCUGUGGAGGAUGACCGGGACCGGCAUGCUAUGUCACGAAGGCUCGUCUCCGCCGCUGAGCAAGCCGGCCCAGCCACGCCCACUGGACUCCUCUCUGGUGCUGGACAUCGCUGGGCUCGCAGCCGUCACUGACAACAGUUUUGAGCCAUUGAUGCUGAGGAGGCCAGACUCGCGCCGCAGCACCACCCAGACGUGGUACUUCAGCUCAGGCAUGCUGACCUGUGGCCUUCUGCGGCUGGUAGUACAGGUGAAGUGUGGUGUGGCAGGCCUGUAUGACGGAGUAGAGGUGGUGCUGGGACCAGACUCUGGGCUGAUGGUGCCUGGUCCUGAGCAGCAGUUCAUCAACCAGAAGAUGAGACCAGGUUCUGGGGUGUUGUCGGUCCAGGUGCUGCCAGACGGACCCACUCGUGUCCUGCAGAUCAGUGACUUCAACCAGAGGAGAACGAUCCGCAGCUCGCCUACCACUGAACAGGACCGGAGCAAAGAGGAUGUGAAGAAGAGAGAGCCUCAGCAGGAACUGGAGCUGUUGGUGAACUUGGAUGAAGGUCUGGGCAUAUCUCUGGUCAACAAAGUUCCUGAGGAGCUUGUGUUCACUACGUUGUCUGGUAUCGAUGUGCACUUCACUCACACUGCUGCCAGCCAGGUGUUGGAAGUCAGCAUUCAGAACAUCCAGGUGGACAACCAGCUGCUGGGCACCACGCAGCCCGUCAUGUUGUGUGUCACCCCUGGGUCCAGUGAGAGCAGCUUCAACGAUAGUGGCCCGGCUCUGCAGGUCAAUUCCGUCAAGGUUCCCAGCAACCUCAUGCUCACUGAUCUCUUCAAGCACCUCAUGGUGACGGCUCAGCGCUUCACUGUCAUCAUCGAGGAGAAGCUGCUGCUCAAGCUGCUCAGCUUCUUUGGAUACGGACAGAUAGAGCCUGAGCUGGAGAAGCUGGAUGACCUCCAUGAGAAGCUCAGUGAGGAUGCAGGAGCUCCCAAACGUUACUACUUUGAGAACCUGAAGAUCAGUCUGCCUCAGGUCAAACUGAGUGUCUUCACCUCCCACAAGCUGCCUCCGGAUCUCGAGACUCUGAAAGGCACCCUGGGCUUCCCUCUGGUUCGUUUUGAAGAUGCUGUCAUCAACAUGUACCCGUUCACCAGAGUUCACCCCUACGAGACCCAGGAGAUCAUCAUCAAUGACAUCCUCAAGCACUUCAGAGAGGAGCUGAUCAGCCAGGCAGCUCAGAUCCUGGGCUCUGUGGACUUCCUGGGGAAUCCGAUGGGCCUCCUCAACGAUGUGACCGAAGGCGUGUCCGAGCUCAUUAAGUACGGCAACGUCGGUGGUCUUAUACGCAAUGUGACCCACGGUGUGUCCAACUCCGCUGCCAAGUUUGCAGGGACGUUAUCCGACGGGUUGGGGAAGACCAUGGACAACCGGCACCAGAGUGAGCGAGAGUACAUCAGAUACCACGGAGCCACCAGUGGAGAGCACCUGGUCGCAGGGAUCCAAGGACUGGCUCAUGGUAUUAUUGGCGGCAUGACGAGCAUCAUCACCUCCACAGUGGAGGGCGUGAAGACGGAGGGCGGAGUCGGUGGAUUCUUCUCAGGCUUCGGUAAAGGCUUGGUGGGAACUGUGACCAAACCAGUGGCCGGAGCUCUGGACUUUGCCUCAGAGACGGCACAGACGGUGCGGGACAUGGCUAGUCUCAGUAACCACAGGCUGGGUGUGCAGCGGGUCAGGAAGCCGCGCUGCUGUAAGGGUCCUCAGGGUCUGCUGCCCCGCCACUCUGCCACACAGGCUGAUGGGCAGGAGCAGCUCUUCCGCCUCACUGACAACAUCCACUCAGAGUUCUUCAUCGCUGUGGAGCCCAUCGACAGCUACUGCGUCCUCAUCUCCUCCAAAGUGGUCUACUUCCUGAAGCCAGGGGAAUUCGCCGACCGCGAGGCCAUCUUCCUGGAGGUCAAAUACGACGACCUGUAUCACUGUCUGGUCUCUAAGGAUCACGGGAAGGUCUAUGUGCAGCUCACUAAGAAGGCUGAGAGCACCAGCAGUGGUGUUGCCAUUCCUGGCCCAUCGCACCAUAAACCAAUGGUCCAGGUGAAGAGCGAGAAUCUGGCCAUCAAAAUCUCUCAAGAAAUCAACUACGCCAAGAGUCUUUACUACGAACAGCAGCUCAUGCUGCCUGCCUGUGAGAACGAGGACUACUUACUGCUCGAGUCCUGAUCACAUGACCGACUGUUGUUCAUCCUGUGGAGGAAAAGUGUCCGACAGGAUGCAGUGAAGGGAACAGUUUGUGCAGUAACAUGACCUGAAGUCGGACAAAGCACGCACAUGUACAGGACAAUAAGGUCAUAAUAUUAGUUGGAACACAUCCAUCAAGUUCUACAUGUUUGUGAAUAGACAGAAAUGUAAAUAGAGUGUCAGUGUACAUACAGUAAGAAUUGUGAAGUGUAGGAAUAACGAGAAGUUCAAAUAAUGUGAAGUGUAUCAAACUACUACUACAAACAACUCUAUUUUGUGUAUUAAGGUGUGUGUGUGUGUGUGUGUGUGUGUGUGUGUGUGUGUGUGUGUGUGUGUGUGUGUGUGUGUGUGUGUGUGUGUGUGUGUGUGUGUGUGUGUGUGUGUGUGUGUGUGUGUGUGUGUGUGUGUGUGUGUGUGUGUGUGUGUGUGUGUGGGGAGAGCAGCAGCCUUUUUGGAGCUGAGCCCACUGUUUCUCCUCACUCCCUCUGCUCCUGUCAGGACUUUGGGUUUGUGUCUUUCUGGUGUUGCAGAUUUAUUUUCUGGAUCUGAUUUUGAAUUGUAUGUUUGAUAGUAGGAGAGAAUAUUCUGUACAAUAACAUUCACAUGGACACUGCUUUAAAUAAAACACCACAAAUGCA